This is a messenger RNA of Colletotrichum orchidophilum, 1062 nucleotides long. RefSeq lists its product as uncharacterized. The transcript has 2 exons. NCBI's taxonomy places the organism in Eukaryota, Fungi, Ascomycota, Sordariomycetes, Glomerellales, Glomerellaceae. Gene Ontology annotation, cellular component: mitochondrion. The coding region runs from base 1 to 1062 and encodes 353 amino acids. Gene Ontology annotation, biological process: mRNA processing. The record is from RefSeq and is a predicted model, not a curated record.
AUGUUACCCUCAUCGGUGCGGCGCGUGGUCGCUUCGGCGCCGCAGUCCCCCUUAGUCGCCUCCCUCACCACCUCCGCUCCGAGAGCGGCUACGGCGACCAUCACCCUGCAGCAGAGACCACUCGGUGGCCACCAGAGACGAUGGUCCUCCUCGAGUCCCUCGAACCCGAACAACAACGGCUCAAAGGACAUUCCUGCCCAGGGCCAGUCCGUUCAUGCCUCGACAUCAUCGAGCUCCAGCAGCAGCAGCAAGUCCAACGGCGAGAAGCGGAAACGAAAGAGCAAGGACAGCGCCGAGAGGCAGGCUGCGCAGAAGCUGCCCAGCGUGCCUAGCACACAACACCUGUCUCAAGAAGCUCUCGGGUUGUCAACCUUUUUCUCGCUGCACCGACCGAUAUCUGUGACCCACAGCAUGCCCAAGUCGGUGACGGAAGAAGCCUUCGCCGCCAUCUUCAAGCCCAGGAGCAGGGCGAACAAGGUCACCGACGUCAUCUCAACACUAUCCCGGACGACCGACGACCUCGAGGGCGCCAUGGCCAAGAUGACUAUCGGCCACCAGGAGACGGACGCGUCAGGCGAGCCCGUCCAGAAGAUCGACUUCAAGAACCCCGACGGCAGCGAGUCGAGCGUCUACGUCCAGCUCAACUCCAUGGCCGGCCAGUUCGUCCCCUUCCGCCCUCCCCCGGCCCCCGAGGCCAUGGGCGAGACCGAUGCCCACGCAACCCACGCCGCCGCCGCCGAGUCCGCCGUGGAGGACCUGUUCGACGAGACCCCCCACCACCGCGUCUACAAGGCCAUGUUCACCAUCGAGGAGACGACCGACGCCGACGGCCAGGUCCAGGUGCUCGCUCACAGCCCCAAAAUCAUGCAGGAGGGCGACGCGCCCCGCUCGUUCCUCGAGCGCAUGGCCCUGCGCCAGAUGAAGUUUGACGAGGCGCAAGGCCACGAUACCAUGCAGGCCAUCAGCGUCAAGCGUCAACGCAAGCUCAAGAUGAAGAAGAAGAAGUACAAGAAGUUGAUGAAGCGCACGCGCAACCUGCGCCGCAAGCUGGACAGAAUCUAA